CACACACACACACACACACACACACACACACACACACACAGGCCAAAAAAGGUCAAAGACCACGAAACGGUUGCACCUGCGUCCACCAAGAAGCACACACGCACCAAGCAAGCAAAGAAGCAGACGACAGCGAGCAGCACCCACGUUUGUUUGUUUGUUUGUUGUUGGGGUGGGGACACGACAGUUUUUGUUGAUGUCAACAAGCAAGCAAGCAAACCACCCGACAACAACUUCUUUGCUUUUUGCUGCGUCAUCGCCUUCACCCAUCGCGGUGAUUGUCCACGUUGGAAAGCAUCACCACCACCCAGCCAGCAAGCAAGCCAGCAAGCAGCGCGACACCACAGUCUCGGAUCUGUGGCUCGUUUGUUGGAUGCAUCCUUUUCGCCAUUCAUCCAUCCAUUGCCGCUCCCCAACAUCCAUCAGGCAUCCACCCCAGUCUGGAUCGAUUGAUUGAUUGAUUGAUUGCGGCUUCGCCUCUUUCCCCCUCUUCAACUCUCGUCAACUCUCUCGUUCCAAGAUCCGCCAAGUCUCAGCCUCUCACCAUGACACAACAAGUGGCCGGUGAGGACAUGCAGUUCAUGCAGCGCGUCGCAGAGUGGCAAGCGUACCUCGAUCGCCGCAAGGAUGUCGUCAUCUUCCUGCAGGAGGUCGCCUGCCUCCGCCGCCCCGUCCUAUCGGUGGUCUAUGUGUCGGCGUGGUAUUCCGUCUGGGCGCUCUUCACCCUCACAAACUUCUCCAUCAUGACAAAGCUUGUGCUUGCGGCGACGACGGGUGCGCUGAGCGAGAUGAUGCUGAUGUUCAUCUCAUCGCGUCUUCCGCAGCAGACGGCCGUGCAGCGCCUCCAGUCCAUCUCCCCGCUCGUCGAGCGCCAGCCAUGGCAACUGCCACUGCGGUCUGUGCAGGAGCUGGCCAGUCUACUUGCACACGCGCAGCAGUGGAAGGAGGGCACCAUUCAACACGUCGCAUCCGUCCAGCGCAACCGCCUCGGCACCUUCACCUUUGUGGUGGUGAUGUCGUCGCUGUUCCUCGCGUGGGCAUUCUCCCUCUUCUCCGACACCACCUACCUGUUCUUCCUUGUGUCCACGGUUGUGUGGGCGCCGUUUGUGGAGCGUGUGUAUGCCGUGCACCGCCACUGGCCGCUCGUCUGCACCGUCUCCCAUAAUGUCUUCGGGCGCCUGGCUGCCGCCGUUGCCUACAUCCUCAGCCGCCUCCCCGCCCGAGGCAUCGUCUAUGACCCGAACGCGCGCGUGGAGCCCAUCCCCGUGCACCCCGAUGGCGGCGACACGCGGACCACGGCCCGCCGUGACCCCUCUGCUCGCGCCACAACACAGCGCCGCAGCACCUCAAGCGCAACCCAGGCACAAGAUGCACCCACUGCACCGGCUGCACCUGCAGCGACGAAGCCUGCACCGGCGGCAUUCCCCUCUGCUCCCUCGUCCUUCCCCUCUGCUCCCUCGUCCUUCCCUGCUUCAUCUACUUUGCCGUCGAGCGUGACGACGCGCCGGUCGCGCCCGCGGCCGGGCAGCGAGACGACGCCAGCGAUGACAGCAGAUGCAGCGGCACCAGGGACCAAGGCUGGAUCCCUUGGCACAUUCGGUGCGCCAUCCAAGCCAUCGACAGCCACGACAACCAAGCCGAUGACGACAACGACCAAGGCAACAGCGAAGGAGACUGGGACAAAGGCAGCAGCAACCACGGCGAGCGGCGCCGCGGACAAGGCGAGCAAGACGCAGGACGACAGCGUGGACAAGGACAAGGACGAGAGCGGUAUGAACCUGAUGGAGGAACUGAAGGCUGCGAAGAGGGCGUUUGGGGAUGACGAACCUGUUGCCGAGAAGCGGACAACCUCAGCCAAGCCAUCGACGACUACCAGUACAACUGCCAUGACCGAUACGGCAAGGGCAGCGGCCACGGAGUCCAAGACGCAGCCGUUUCCGUUUGCUGCAACCAAGUUUACAUCGCAGCCCGCGUUCACGCGCAAGCCAGACACGACCAAGCCUUUCUCUUCGUCCUCCUCCUCUUCUUCGUCCUCCACGACGGCAACCACAAAGACAACAGCGGGGCCAACGGCAGCGGCAAUGGCACGUACAGCAGCCACGACAAGCAAGCCCACAGCCACACCGGCGCAGCCAGCGACCAAGAAGGCGAGCUCCGGUGUAGUGAGCACGUUUGGAAGCAUGUUGUUUGGAAUGGGUGGCUCUUCCUCGUCGUCGAAGGAUGAUGAGAAGAAGCCAGCGGAAACAACGGAAACAACGGCGACGACCAAGGAGGCAUCGAAUGAGAAGGCAGCAAGCAAGGGCGAGGAGGGCACCACUACCAAUACCAAGGCGCCCGUGUGCAGCGAGAUUGUGUUUGGCGGGAAGAAGGAGGAGGACAGCGACAAGUCGAAGAAGCCCUUUGGCACCGUGCCCAAGUUCAGCAGCGGCAUCCCCAAGAUGAGGGACCUUGAAGACAGCAGCGGCAAGAACGCCACCAAGUCCGAGUACAAGAAGCCCACGUUCUUCUAUGGAAAGAAGCCAGAGCCUUCCACCACUGCCACAACCGCCCCCACCACAACAGCUGCCCAAACCAGAUCGAGCAUGGCGUCCACAGCGAGCAAGCCUGCAGGCACGACCGGGUAUGGCUUCAAGUUCUCCUUGAACCGCAAGACGGAGGCUGAGGAAGGAACACGCGCCAGUGGCACCAGCACUGGGCCCUUGAGCGCGGUGGACAGGGGCAUUCUUGGCGACAAGAACAAGGGCGACGAUGAUGACGGCGACAAGACGCCGACAGCGUCGUCGACGCCCGCCGAUGCGAGGGUGCGCGCGACCAUCAAGAUUUCGCCAGAGUCUGCCAAGAAGCCGCCCUUUGUGCCGUCCAAGUACAAAAUGGGGAAGGCUUUUGGCGCGCCGAGCACAGCGAGCACAGCAGACACCCAAGACGAGGAGCAGAAGAAGGAGAAGACGGGCGGGCUGUUUGGCAGCUCCUUUUUUACGAGCAAAGAAGACACAGACAACAGCAAGAAGGGCAACCCGUCCCUGUCGCAGCUACUUGCUGACGUGCACGACAGCCACAACAACAACGACGACGAUGACGAUGGCCGUGAUCAGGGCAUUGUGUCCAGCACGCCACGCCACGCUGCUGGCACUGGUGGUGGCCAGCUGAUUGACCUGAGCCUUGGGUUUGACACAGCCAUGAAGGACACCGACGACAUCCCAGACCCAUUGGGACCGUUGCUGAUGAACGAGGACACGGAGGAGGAUGCGUUGGUUGUGACCAGCCCUCCACGCAGUGGUGGGCCCUUCAACCCCACCACCACCACCACCACCACCACCACCACCGCUGAUGAGGAAGAGUACGACCCAACAGACAACACCUCCAGCUACUGAGGUUCGCCAUUGCCGUUCUCUGCGCACAAACAACAGGUUACAGCGCCAGCCUAGCAAGCCAGCGUUGUGCUUCCCUGCUCGGUGUGGUUGGAUAUGUUGCGUUGUGGAUGUGCUGUGUUGUCCCCCUCCUAUGAUCGCCUUGUCUUGCCUUUCCAGAAAGCAAAAAGCUUUGUUUGCGUGCGCGCGCGCGCGUGUGUGUGUGGUUUUGUGUGUGUAUUGUCAUUCAGCCGAAUGGUCGAACUACGCAUCUUCCUACGCUUGUGUAUGUGUGUGUGUGUGUGAUUUGUGUGAUCUGUGUGCUGUUCCCUGCACGGGGGUUUCACCAAAUGAACGAACUGAUCUGAA
Messenger RNA from Salpingoeca rosetta, 3713 nucleotides. RefSeq lists its product as uncharacterized. Bases 543 to 3368 code for a protein of 941 amino acids. Lineage: Eukaryota; Choanoflagellata; Craspedida; Salpingoecidae. The record is from RefSeq and is a predicted model, not a curated record. The transcript has 11 exons.